AUGCUAUUUCUAAUCCUGACAACUCUUCUCUUCAUCUGGACUUUCUAUGAUUUGUAUUGGAAGCGACGAAACUUUCCGCCAGGCCCAACUCCACUUCCUCUCUUCGGCAAUCUGCUCGAAGUCUACUACAAUUGUCCCGGCUACGAGGCAUUUCGAAAAUGGAAUAAACAAUAUGGAUCAAUCUACACUUAUUGGAUCAGCACUCUUCCCGUUGUGUCCAUCAGCGACUAUGAAACGCUCAAAGAAACGAUGAUCAAAGAUGGAGAAAAAUACGCGGGAAGAUGGUUUUUUGCUGACUUUGUGAAAGAUUUCAAAGGUGGAGAAUAUGGUAUAGUGAACUCGGAAGGUGAUUUGUGGAGAGAUCAAAGAAGAUUAACAUUGCAUACUCUACGCGACUUUGGAAUGGGCAAAAAUAUUAUGGAAGAAAGGGUAAUGGUCGAGGUGGAUUUCUUGUUGGAGCGAAUGGCCGCACAAAAGGACAUCAGUGUUCAGAACGAAAUGGACAUCGCCGUCGGGUCGGUGAUCAAUGGCAUUCUCUUCGGAUAUCGAUUUGAUGAGUCUUCCGAAGACUUCGUGGAAAGCUAUUUGAAAGAAUGGGAACGACGAAAGGGAACGCGGCAAGAGGAGUAUUUCUUUGAGCGCCAGCUUGAGGCUCUCGUUUUUGAUGUUUGGUCAGCUGGAAUGGAGACCACGUCAAACACUCUCACCUGGGCCAUUGUUUACAUUUUGAAUCACCCAGAAGUCCAACAGAAAAUCCAUGAAGAGUUGGAUCGAGUGAUCCAAUCAGAUAGAAAGAUUACAAUGGCUGAUAAAAACUCGUUGACUUAUGUGAAUGCUGUUGUUAGUGAAGUUCAACGACUCGCGAAUCUUCUCCCGCAAAAUCUCUUCCGACAAACGACCGAAGAGGUGACGCUGAAUGGAUACAAAAUCCCGGCUGGAACCAUUAUCGUUCCACAAAUCAGCUGUGUGUUGUAUGAUGAAAAGGUCUUCCCCGAACCAUACAAAUUCAAACCGGAACGUUUCUUGAACAAAGACGGAUCAUUGAAAGUUUUCCCUGAAUUGGUGCCAUUCUCCGUAGGGAAACGGCAAUGUCCAGGCGAGGGAUUGGCACGAGUCGAACUGUAUCUCUUUGUUGCCAACAUUUUUCAGAAGUUCAGGCUGUCCGCUAAAAAGCUUCCAUCAAUCGAAAAAUCAAUGUCGGUCGUCGUAAUCGCUAAACCGUUCACCUGUCAAGCCGAGGAACGACAUCAA
Messenger RNA from Mesorhabditis belari, 1251 nucleotides. Lineage: Eukaryota; Metazoa; Nematoda; Chromadorea; Rhabditida; Rhabditidae. The record is from the annotation of a GenBank genome assembly.